GGCUGUCGCAAAGACAUCGCGCAACCCACUUGACUGUCCUGAACCCAUUGCCGUGGUAUUGGAGCUGCGGGUGGUCUUUUUUCUGCUUAGCAAUUCUUGAGGAACAUUUCGCUCAUGUCAUCAAGCUCGGCCUUGGCACUCCCGCGGACCGACCGCGCCACAGACUUGCAAGGAUCCGACCGCGUGGCGCGUGCAACUAGACUCCACCACGCAUAACACAGCAAAACAACAAUUCUUGCAUACCCGCCAGCCAGCAAGCACCACGCGCGCACACAUCCUUUCCUCUCUUGUUCUCUUGCUCGAACGCCGGUAUUCUUAUUCCUCGUGACAUCACUGUAUUUUGCACGCGAUGUCUCCGUCCAAGAUCUUCUCGCUCGAAGGCAAGGGCCUCAAGCUCACAACCGCCGAGGACAUUGAGCCGCAUAUCAAGGGGCUGAAGGAGAAUGACGAGGUGGAGGAAGUCCAUUUUCUGGGUAACACACUAGGGAUAGGGGCGAGCGAGGCGCUGGCGAAGGUGCUGGAGACGAAGAAGAAGUUGCAGGUCGCAAACUUCGCCGAUGUCUUUACCGGACGACUGCUCUCCGAAAUCCCGCCUGCGCUGUCUCAUCUUCUUACCUCCCUUCUCACGCUGCCUGAGCUGUAUACCGUCAACCUAUCUGACAACGCCUUCGGCCUAAACACCCAGGCGCCGCUCGUUGACUUUCUCUCGCAGCACGUUCCGCUCCGCCACCUGAUUCUCAACAACAAUGGGCUCGGCCCCGCCGCUGGUGUCCUCAUCGCCGAUGCCCUUACAACGCUCGCUGAGAAGAAAGAGGCUGCCAAGAAGGACGGUAAAGACGUCCCCGACCUCGAGACCGUAAUCUGCGGUCGCAACCGUCUGGAGAACGGCAGUAUGGCCGCCUGGGCGAAAACUUACGCCGCGCAUAAGGGCGUAAAAGAAGUCAAGAUGGUCCAAAACGGCAUCCGACAAGAAGGCAUAACGCACCUCCUUUCCAACGGUCUCUCCCAUGCCUCCAAGAUCGAGGUUCUCGACCUGCAAGAUAACACGUUCACCGCAACCGGCGCGAAAGCCCUGAGCAACGUCGUUGGCGGCUGGACCGAGCUGAAAGAGCUCGGCGUUGGCGACUGCUUGCUUAGCGGCCGCGGGGGAAUCGCGCUCGCUACGGCUCUACAGAAGGGGAAAAACUCCAAGCUGGAAGUGCUCCGCCUCCAGUACAACGACAUCAACAGCAAAGGCAUCGCCGGACUCGCAGAAGCACACACCAAGUUGCCCGCUCUCCGUCGUGUCGAGCUCAACGGUAACAAGUUUGACGAAGACGACGCAGCGAUCCAGAAACUCCGCGAAGUGCUUGAGGAGCGUAAAGAUGCUGCUAGAGUCGAUGAUGAGGAGGAUGACGAGUACUGGGGUCUCGACGACCUGGAUGAGUUGGAGAGCGAGGAGGAGGAGGAAGAAGAAGAGGAGGAGGAGCUCAAGAGGGCUAGUGAGGAGGAGGGAGAGGAAGAGGGAGUAGAGGUUGAGGAGAAGGCAGCGAGGGAGCUUAUUGCUGCUCAAGAAGCUGAGGAGGAGAACGUGCCGCAGGAGAAGGAUAAGAAGGUCGAUGAGCUGGCCGAUGCACUGGCUAAGACGGAGAUUAAAUGAGCUUGGUUAGAUCGGCCUGUACCUUGAGGAAGGCUUAUGGAUUGGAUGGCGUCACCGUGUGAUUGGCUUGUGUAUAGGACCGGGGAGAUACCAUAGAUAGAAUUCAUACGUUCAGCGAAUACCG
This is a messenger RNA of Trematosphaeria pertusa, 1763 nucleotides long. RefSeq names its product RNI-like protein. Gene Ontology annotation, molecular function: GTPase activator activity; small GTPase binding. The transcript is spliced from 2 exons. Gene Ontology annotation, biological process: nucleocytoplasmic transport; activation of GTPase activity. Gene Ontology annotation, cellular component: cytosol; perinuclear region of cytoplasm; nucleus. The record is from RefSeq and is a predicted model, not a curated record. NCBI's taxonomy places the organism in Eukaryota, Fungi, Ascomycota, Dothideomycetes, Pleosporales, Trematosphaeriaceae. Bases 350 to 1639 code for a protein of 429 amino acids.